Messenger RNA from Struthio camelus australis, 2606 nucleotides. The record is from RefSeq and is a predicted model, not a curated record. NCBI's taxonomy places the organism in Eukaryota, Metazoa, Chordata, Aves, Struthioniformes, Struthionidae.
AGCGGGAGGCGGCGGGCGACGCGUGGGGUUCCGGGCGGGCAGAGGGCCGGGCUGCCCCCGGGAGAUCACAGCCUCUUUCCUCUGCUGUGGCCUGUGCUAAUCCCUGCUCCUUGGCCUGCCGCAGAGGGAAGUGCCGGCCAUGGAGAAAUACCAGGCGCUUGGCCUCGUGGGGGAAGGCAGCUACGGGGUGGUGACCAAGUGCAGGAACAAAGACAACGGGCAAAUAGUCGCCGUCAAGAAGUUCCUGGAAAGCGAGGAUGAUGCGAUGGUGAAAAAGAUGGCUCUGCGGGAAAUCAAGCUGCUGAAGCAACUCAGGCAUGAGAAUCUCGUGAACCUACUGGAAGUGUGUAAAAAGAAGAAACGGUGGUAUCUGGUCUUUGAAUUUGUGGAUCACACAGUGCUCGAUGACCUUGAGGCGUUUCCAAAUGGACUAGACUACAGCAGGGUUCGGAAAUACUUAUUUCAGAUUAUAAGAGGAAUAGCGUUUUGCCACAGUCACAAUGUAAUACAUCGGGACAUUAAGCCAGAGAACAUUUUAGUCUCCCAGUCUGGAGUUGUAAAAUUGUGUGACUUUGGAUUUGCCCGCGCAUUAGGAGCUUCUGGGGAAGCUUAUACGGACUACGUGGCAACUCGAUGGUACAGAGCUCCAGAGCUGCUGGUGGGAGACAUCAAAUACGGCAAGGCUGUGGACGUAUGGGCAAUUGGCUGUCUGGUAACAGAAAUGCUUACAGGAGAGCCGCUGUUCCCCGGAGAUUCUGACAUUGACCAGCUCUAUCAUAUCACCAAGUGCCUGGGUAAUUUAAUUCCAAGACACCAAGAGCUGUUCUAUAAAAAUCCCCUCUUUGCUGGCGUGAGGUUGCCUGAAGUGAAGGACAUCAAACCUCUGGACAGACGAUAUCCCAAGCUUUCUGCUGCAGCGCUAGAUCUAGCAAAGAAGUGUUUGCAGAUUGACCCGGACAAAAGACCAUCCUGUGCUGAACUCUUGCAGUGUGAUUUCUUUAACAAGGAUGGAUUUGCUGAAAGAUUUGCUGAGGAGCUUAAAUUAAAGAUUCAGAAAGAUGCCAGAGACCACCAAUUACAAAAAAAAUCAAAAAUCGGCAAAAAGGAGAAAGAUGAUUGUUUAGGAGAAGAAAGAAAAAUGCUUGCUAUCCAGGAUUUCAACAUUGACCCAAAGAGCAGAGACGCAAAGCUAUUCAAGGUGAAGCGCUCUAAAGCAGAUGCAGAGAAGGCAGAGCGACCCUCCAACGUGAGCUCCCUCUAUGACAGCGCAAUCAACCCUUUUAAAAUAGGCCCUCAAACCAGUCUGAAAGAUUCCACCAGCAGCUUGGACUAUGCCAAGAGCGCAGGCAUAGUUAUUCCUCCCAUCAUCCAGAACCUUUCUGCUACAACUGCCAGUAGGAGUAUGAAUGCUGGGAUGGGGUCCAUUCCUGGGAACCAUAACUACAGAGCUGAGGAAAAGAGUAAAAAAUACUUGAACCCAUUUCUGAAGCACGGAAAACAUUCUCCAGCAGGCCAUUACAGUGUAAGCUUAACAUCGGUUUCUAAUGAAAAAACAUUCCUUCAGGCAAAUAAAAAAAAAUGGGAAUUCUCCAAGACAGAUGUGCAUUUGCCAGAACUAAAUCAUCUCCCUGAACUGAGAGGAGUGGAAGCAUGGAAUCCCAGAUUUCUCAAAAAGGAGAACAAAACAGUUUCAGAGUCCCGUAUUCCUUCCCUCGCUGCUAUUGACCUCCAUAACGCAAGUCUGGCUUCACAGCAGCUAUCGGGGACCUUGAUAUCCGAUGCAUCAGAAGCCAGCUUCCCCAGAGUCGAGCAUUAACCUGAAGGAGAAUGGGAUUACACCUGCCUCUAAAACGUGGCUGAAAGAGUGGGAACAGUCCAGCUGAGUCUCCAGGUGCUAAUGCCGCAUGGUUUCUGCGGAAGAGAGGAGAAUCCCUUAACUCUCUUGUUAGCACAGUGGACUGCCAUGGGGCGUGGCUCAGACUGAGUCCAAGGACAGAGCUCUCAUUGCCGUUGCUGCUGGAUUUCUUGCAUGUGAAACAGUUCCUGAGAUGUUGACUUCCUGGCUUAGGGCCAAGUCUUGACUGAAGUUGCUCAGAAAGAAGUGGUGGUUUAUUGGUGGGUGACAGGGGCAGAAGUUGGCUUGGAGGAUUUUUGAAGAAAGCGGGGGUUUCCUUUUGUCUAACUACUGCUCUCUUGAGAGGGUGUUAUUCAAUGAGAAUAUGAGAGCUGCUGAAUUUGUUAUAUUUUGGUGAGCUAUCUGGUCUGUAUUGGAAAGCAUCUUUGUCUUGGCAAAAAGGUCCAUGGGAAAUGUUUGUGGAAGAAAGAUAUUGUUAAACAUACAAAUGUUCCUAACGGUUCCUUUGAAACCCUUGCUAACGCUCAGGAGCGUGCGUGCAGUUGUGUUAGGGUCCUUUUCCCUGGAUACUCUCCCUCUCCAGCUUUUGGGCAGUUGUUUCUAGACGUUUAACUGGGCCUGUUGACUGGCUGCACUUGAGUGCAUGUGUGACUCCUGUUAAUGCUGAAGGAAGAGUUAUCGGUAUAACACGUUGAGCUGUGGAGCAAGUCGCAUGUGAAAUGGCUUCAGAGGAGUGGUUGGUAACUCAUUC